GGGCAGGUAAGGCUAAGCACGCUAAUGCCGGCUGCUGUAGCGGCGGGGGUGUCCUGGGCAGGGCUGGACCCGAAGACCUCCCCUCGCUACCCAUAUCAACGCCUAUCAUAAGCCACUGCGGGUAUUCUCGCGUUCCAUGGCCUUCAUCAGAGCGGGGUCGUCAUCAUGGGAAUUGGGCUCUUCCAUCUUUCUCAACAUUCCUAGCUGAGUUCCAAACUUCCUCUCUGCACAUGCUUCGAUCUCCCCUGGGUCCCUCAAGUCUCGCCCAACGUCCUAUUUUCCUAGUCUCUUUCGUCACUCGCUUCGCACCUCGUCUCCUCCCUCGUUUACUCCGCCCACUUCCACCCAUCAUUCGCAACAAGGAAGUAUGGCGACAGUCUCGCAUUGUCUCUACUGUUUCGAGACCCUCGCUUCUUACCUGGGCACCAAGAAGUCGAUGACCCUUGAAGAGGUGGAACAGGCAUGGCAGAAGUAUUGUAAAGAUGCCGAUAUAGCGGCAAAGAAGCCGUCUCCGGCGCUCCGACGUAUCGCCAACAGCUCGGGUUCCACGAGCAGUACUUCGUCACCUGCCUCUGGCUCAACACUCUCGUUGGACAAUGACACUCCCGCGACGUCCACUGCCUCCCUGCCUUUGGAGCACCCACCCAUUACCGAAUCGCCACUCUUCAUUACCUGGAAUACGGUCGCGCCAACAGGUUAUUCUUCACUACGAGGAUGUAUCGGGACAUUCGAGGCUCAGGAGUUAAGCGAGGGCAUAUCUUCCUACGCCAUAACGUCUGCCAUCCACGACACGCGGUUCGACCCGAUUACCAAGCGUGAACUGCCGACGCUCGAAGUCGCCGUUACUCUUCUCACUGACUUUGAAGAUUGUGAUGACGCUAUGGACUGGGAGCUCGGAACGCACGGUAUACGGAUCAGCUUCGUUGACCGUGGGCGGCGAUACGGUGCUACCUACCUCCCAGAUGUAGCAUCGGAGCAGGGUUGGACUAAGGAAGAGACGUUGAUCAGCCUUAUGCGGAAGGCAGGCUGGGUUGCCCGAAAAGACUUAUGGAAAGACAUCAAUCUCAAGGUGGUCCGUUACCAAGGCAAGAAAGAAUCAUUGCGAUAUUCCGAAUACAAGCACUGGCGUGACUGGGUCGAGACAAAUACUGGUGCAUGAUAGAUGUGAUUACACGUACACAAAAGUGCCACGUUCAGCGGCUUAAGCCAUGGCGUUAUUGAGGGGUUUUGAUUCAGAUUUUCGACACAACACAGUCGCGGCGUUCUUGGCAGAUAGGUUGGGCUAAGAGAGGUCAAGAGGAGAAGCAAAUAUUUCGUUGAAUUAUUCGAUACAGGUAGAUGGUUCCUCUACUAUGGACUUUCUAGUAAUCUCAAGCACCAAUCCAAACAAACUCAAUUCAGAUGGAACUCAAUUCAAACCAAACUUUUGAUGAUUUUUUAGAGGGAUAAAAGAUAAGGAGGAAAUGACAUUCCACAACCACUUCCCUAUUUAUUCAAGGGCCUUGGCGUAAUAUCAUCGUCUCCCUGUCUACUUGCUCACCCAAGAGGCUAUCCCAACAAAUUGGGUGUACUACGUUCUUGUCCCAGAGCCUCUAGUACUAGCUUGUACUCAAUGGCAUGAGCGCCAU
Xylaria bambusicola is the source of this 1628-nucleotide messenger RNA. Its product is annotated as AMMECR1 domain-containing protein. The record is from RefSeq and is a predicted model, not a curated record. NCBI's taxonomy places the organism in Eukaryota, Fungi, Ascomycota, Sordariomycetes, Xylariales, Xylariaceae. The transcript is spliced from 2 exons. The coding region runs from base 368 to 1159 and encodes 263 amino acids.